Closterium sp. NIES-65 is the source of this 624-nucleotide messenger RNA. Lineage: Eukaryota; Viridiplantae; Streptophyta; Zygnematophyceae; Desmidiales; Closteriaceae. The record is from the annotation of a GenBank genome assembly.
AUGCACACAUUAGCGCAGUCCCCUUUCCCUACUCCUACGCUCAUCCGUUGUGCCUCCUUCUCAAUCCCGCACUCAUCCUUUUCCCUCAUGCGCUAUUGUUCUAUUCACCCUUUCCUCUCCUGUCCCCCAUUGCAGGGCGGUCCCAUUUUCCCUCUCCUCCUCUCACCCGUUGUGACACUGUCCCAAUCCCGCUCUCAUCCUACUGCUCCCUUGAACCACCAUCCCUUUCCCUCUUUCUUCUCCCUACCUCCCAUCGCAGCGCAGUCCCCUUUCCCUACUCCUACGCUCAUCCGUUGUGCCUCCUUCCCAAUCCCGCUCUCAUCCUUUUCCCUCAUGCGCUAUUGUUCUAUUCACCCUUUCCUCUCCUGUCCCCCAUUGCAGGGCGGUCCCAUUUUCCCUCUCCUCCUCUCACCCCUUGUGACACUGUCCCAAUCCCGCUCUCAUCCUACUGCUCCCUUGAACCACCAUCCCUUUCCCUCUUUCUUCUCCCUACCUCCCUUCGCAGGGCAGUCCCCUUUCCCUUCUCCUACGCUCAUCCGUUGUGCCUCCGUCCCAAUCCCGCUCUCAUCCUUUCCUCCCCACCAGUCCCGUUUCAUUCCCCCUUUCAUCUCCUUACCUCCCUGA